This is a messenger RNA of Bactrocera oleae (olive fruit fly), 5852 nucleotides long. RefSeq names its product phosphatase 6 regulatory subunit 1-like protein fmt (gene fmt). Gene Ontology annotation, molecular function: protein phosphatase binding; protein phosphatase regulator activity. Gene Ontology annotation, cellular component: cytosol; nucleus. NCBI's taxonomy places the organism in Eukaryota, Metazoa, Arthropoda, Insecta, Diptera, Tephritidae. The record is from RefSeq and is a predicted model, not a curated record.
GAAAAAGUGAACUGUCAAACGUGAAAACUUUGCAGAGAAGGAAAAUAUUUCGCCGUGGCGACAUUUAGUUGCAAAUUUUCUAAUGAAGCCGAAAUAAAAUAGUUAAAAACUCUCAAAAGAACAUUAGGCAAACACUCGAAAGUCAUAAUUAACAUCGUUGACCAAACUGUUGGGUGAGUUACUGAGUUGAUGAUCGUCGAAUCUGUGGGAAGGAUACUUUCAUAGUGUCGCGUGGACAUGAUCUGACAAAAAUAAAUGUGUAGCAGUUUUUCGCUCUUAAUUAAAACAUGGUUUAAUUAUAUAUCUGAAUUGAUCGGAAUAAUGCAUAUUUGUCAAUUGUUUAGUUAAACAAGCAGACAUUUUUGUUGAACUUAAAAUAUUCGAAUCUUGUGUUGGCAUAAUGGAAUCAGCUAGAGAUGUGUAUUUGGCCAGUGAUAAAUACGUGGUUACUUGUACUUUAGGUUAACAAUUCAAGUGUUUCAAUGUAUUGUGAUAUGUGCGGUUAGCUGUGUUAUAAUAUUGUGUUUUUUCUGAGUUCUGAAGAAUUGUAUUAUUUUGUAAAUAAACGCCGAAAAUAUGAAACCCGGUUGCUAACAUGACAAUGUAAAUAUCAGCAACAAGUAAGACUUAUUUAUACGUCACUAAAUUUAGCUGAUUUUAUAGCUGAUCUGACAGAGAAAACCGCUUAAAUGAAGGAAAACGGGAUUUAUAGCGCUGUUGUCAUAAUUUUUUUGCUUUUAACCUGAGCUGUCAAAUGAAAAGUGGAAAAAAUUUUCAGCAGUUGAACGGACAAAUAAAUCGCAAUACAAAUCAUUGAAAACUUCUAUUUUUUUUUAACAACCUACUAGGAAAUAGAUAAAAAAAUUAAGCAGAGUGAAUUGCAAAAUAAUGGGAACCUAAACUAAUACGCGAGUGAUGAUGCACCAAAUAAUUGUGCCAGACGUGUGAAACAAUAACAAUUAUUAACUGAACAGAAUAUAACAGAAUCAUUUUGUAAGAAAAAAAUAGAGUUGGAGUAUCAACAAUUAAACAAACGACGUAGAAAAGUUAAAGUACGUGCAUAAAGGUGAAUAAAAAAUGUUUUGGGACAAAAGCUAUACACCGUCACAGAAUAUAGAGGCGCUAUUGGAGAAAGAGAAUGCUACUGUUGAGGAAUUUCUGGACGAUGAUGAUAUCCUACUGGAGUGUAGAUCACAAAAGAAGUCUAUUGUUAAUUAUUUCACUCGCCCUGAUGUAAUCAUACGCCUUGUUGAACUCAUUACGACAGAACCUUCUGGGGAUCUACCUUUGGCACAAAGAUAUCGCCAUGCGCAUAUGGCUUGUGAAAUUUUAACGCUCGGUUUGCCGUCCUUAGAUGAGAAGCUUUUGUCUGAUGAAGAUAUAUUAAAAACCCUAUAUUCAUAUCUGGAAAAUGAACCACCGUUAAAUCCUUUGCUAUCGUCAUUUUUUAGCAAAACGUUUAGUAUGCUCUUCACAAAAAAGGCUGAACAAGAUUGGUUUUUGAAUCAACAAAUGUGCCUAAAACUCUUGGAAUACAUUAAGUCGCAAAAUAAUUUUUUGGAUUUGAUUUGUAAGCAUUUUUCCACACCCGUUAUACCCGAUUUGAUAAUGCAAAUGAUGCGGGAGGUAGAAGGUCAAAUGAAACGGAAUUUAUAUGAAUGGCUCACUGAAGAUAAACUCGUAGAGAGACUGAUUAAAUUAAUUGGCAAUCCUCAAGAAACCGACAAGCAUGCAAAUGUGGCGGAAUUUCUCUGUGAUUUAAUACAACAAGGUCGUUCUAUGCGUUAUAUGGAGCAGGAGAAUGACACGUUUGAGCCCACAUUCGACGGUUCAAAUCCAAUUUUGAAAUGCAUCGAAAGUGAGCGCAAUGUUGAAGCCUUGUUGAAUGUGAUUUUAGAACCAAACGCGCAAGAAAGCGCAGUCGUAUCAGGAAUAUCGGUUGUACUUAUGCUUUUAAAACCAGUGGUUUUUACUGAUGAACCUAAUACCGAUCGUAUGAAAUUCAUACAAAAUCGUGAAAAAGAGAUACGUGAACAAAUACUCUCUACUGUGAUUUGUGUCAUUGCACCGCGUCUUAAAGAUUUCAAUGAGUUACUUAGAAACCCGCCAAAUAAACCUGAAUUAGUGACUACUGCAGCCAAGUUAUCACAGCCGUUUGGCAUGACUCGUUUGCAAAUCUGCCGUAUUUUUACAGUAUUAUUGCAGACUAGAAAUGAAACAAUUUCAAAAGCUGUCUGUGAGACGGAUUUCUUUGAAACCUUAUUAACCCUCUUCAAGCAAUAUUGUUGGAAUAAUUUUUUGCAUAGCGAAGUUGAAAAGUGUCUUCAAUUAGUAUUUUAUACAAAACUAUCGAAUAACAAUAACUCAAUGCAAGGCAGUACAAUUGUGAAUGAUGGCUCAUUCAACAAAACGGGAAACAAUGCAGAAAAUACAUCGUUUUUCGAUUUCAUUUUCAAGUCUGAUAAUAGCAAAGAUGAAAAUUUUGAAGUUAAUGAGGCAAGCAAAAAUGUUGAAAAAGAUGAAAAAUCCGUUGAUAAGGAAGACGUCGAAAUGAAAACGGAAGAACAAAUUGGUGACGGCAAAGACGAAAUAGCAACGGAAGAAAAAUCCGAAAGUAAUGAAACUGCAGCAAAUGCUAACGCCAUGGAAACAGAUGAAGGAACUGUAGAAAAGGUGACAGAAAGCGCAGAAGCACCAACUACUUCAGAUGUUGAUGGGGAACGUAAGGAAGAUGAGAUUAACGAGCAAAACAAAACCAAAGCGCAAACCGACAGUGUUCCGUCCGCAUUGCAAACACAUGUAAUUGAAAAGUGUAAGCUGAUUUCAAAAUUAAUAGACUGUUGGUCAUACAACACAGAGAUGGAGUCAGCCGAAAAAGGUCGUCGUCUCGGUUAUAUGGGACAUUUAAUAAAAAUAUUCAAACAUAUUACGAAUAGUAUAUCAGAAUCUGAACAUAUCGGUGCCUUAAUUGAGAGUAAUUUAAGUGAUGAGUUUGAAUUAAAAUUGUGGCAAUCAAUAAUAAACCCAACCGAUGGUGAUCUAACAAAGGCCUUAGCCACACAAAAUAAAAUGUUAGCGAAUUGUAAUGCCCAUGAGGCGGGCGACUACAGUCCACAUUUAUCAAAAGAUUUUGAUAACAGCACUUGGGAUUAUAUUAUGUCAUCGAAUAUGAUCAGCAAUCUUGGCUUCAAUGAUUCCGGUUCAAACGACAUAGUUUUUGCGCUUGAACAUGACAUCUAUCGCAAUAAUCUGCUCGAAAACGAUGAUAACGCCGAAAACGACCUUAAUUUGUUUCAGUUCGGUCGCAAUAUUGACGACGACGAUGACGAGGACGAUGAAAACAACGCUGGCGGUGCUGGCAGUGGCGGUGGCGGUGGCGGAACCGGUUCCUCUCUCUUCGGCAAAAGUGCUGUUUCAACAUCAACUCUACAAGCGUUCGGUGUAACCAACAAUCCAUGGGAUGAUAUGGAUCCGUUCACCGAUCUAACUGCGAAUAGCAAUGCGACACCGUGGACAGCUGACUUCAAUUCGGAUAAUUUUGCUGAUUUCGAUUCGCAUUUCAGUUCGUUCGCCAAUGAUUUGGGCGAGAGUUUAGUGAGUGCGGCAUCUACAACACCUGAAACUGCUGCAGGUAAAGAGAACAGCAAUAACGCUGAUGGCAGCACGAAUAGCAGUAGCGAUGUUAUUGUUGGCAACCAAGAGCAACGAAACACAACCGAUAACGGUGCAAUUUUGAGUGACAUCAGCCGUACCAUCGCGCCAACUGUCACUAAUAGUAAAACCGAAACUGGUUAUGAUAAUAAUGCAAAUGUAGAGAAGAGUAUAACGCUGGUAACGCAAGAGAUUGGCGAAUUUGCGGAUGGUACCGAUGUGGCAGAUGAUUUGGAUGUGUCGAAUGAGAAGGCUUUGGCCACUUCGUUGGUGCGUACACUACAGUCGGUGAUGCAGGAUUCUGAGGAUGACUAUGAGGAUGAUGAGGGCAUGUGGACAAAACCGCUGGGCGGCAGUGCAGUGGAUGCGCACGAUGAUGAGAGUGAUGACAGCGAUCAUAAGUCCAAUGAGCUGCGUUUCACCAAUGGCCCGAGCAGUCAAGAAGUUCACGCAAAUGAUAAUACACAUAAAUUAAACAAAACUGAUGAUGAUGACUCCAGCACAAUUGCAGCGGCGCACAUAAAUGAUAAUGCAGGCAGUGAAAAUGUUCAAGUUGCCGCUACAAUUAGCGAUGCAAAACGCACAAACAGUUCCAUAUCUCUAGACGCCAUCGCUGAUGUGGGUUGCAAUGCCACUGCGGUGGCUAAGACAUCAUCGACUAGUAAUGCUGUUGAAAUUGCGCCAACAACAACAUAAAUGAAAUUGUGCUGGCACACAAACACAUACACACAUAUGUAUAUAUGUACGUGUGGUAUACGCAGCCACUUACAUAUAUAAACUUAUACAUAUGCAUAUAUACUAUAUAUUAUAAACAACAAUAAAAAUCGCUCAAAGACAUGCAAAUAUACUGCAGCAAAUUGAUAAACUUUUGAUGCGUCCAAUGACGCUUCACGCCAAAGGUUGAGGUACCGCCCAUGUAUAAACUUAAAACUUACUAAUUCAAUCAACGUACAUACAUACAUACAUAUAAACAUACUCAAAAAAAACAUGCACGCAAAUGUACGUACGUCUACAUUGACGCUGCACAAAGGUAUUCUUAAAAUAAUAAAAAUAAAUAGUCAUAUGUAAGAGAAAUAAAGAAACACUAACCCGUACGCCUGUAAAAACUGAAAUAUGUAGUAGUGAAAGUAAAAUCGAAGAAAAACCACAACACUGUCAAAGUUCACAGUUGAGCGCUUGUGCAACGUCUGUGCGGAAAGGAAUCAAGCUUCUCAUCAAGAAAAAAAUUGAACAUACCCACACAAACAUAGUACAUUUCGCAACGAGUUCGUUUGAAACGAUCAACUGCGGUGAUCUAAAAACUUUAUAAUAUUUACAAAAACAAAAAUAAAAAAACAACAAUGUAAUGGGGUUAUGUAAAGGAGCAGUAAUGAAAACGAAAAAUCAUAACGAACUUACAAACUUUUACCUAAACAUAAACGAUCAUAUGUACGUUGGUGCAAUUAUGACUAGUAAUGGUAUUGUUUACCUAAAUAUUACUUAAUUUUUUUUUCUGCAUAAGAUGAGACUAAAAAUAGUAUGUAUGCACAUUCAAGUAAAAGUUGAGGUUGUGUGCAGUAGAUAUAAAUAUUAAUAAGCAUUGUAAAUCCAUAAUAAUAAUUUGUCUAAGUAUUAUGCUGGUAAGAUAACACAAAACAUAACCUAAAAAUUAGUUGCUAAAAUAACGAGCUUCGUUGGAAUUGCACAAACGGUAAAUGACACAAACAAUGUUUAGAAACAAGUAUGUGUGUGCUUUUAAUGGCAAAUAAUAUUAGUAUGUUGCAUGCUACAAUAAAUAUUGAUUAGGCCUACAAAAUUAAGUAUAUUACAAGCGUUUUGUUUGUUUUGUGUAUAUAAAAAAUAACAAUGAUAAAUAAUUGGCCAUAAAAAAUGUUAAAAUAUAUAGACUGGUAUGUGUAUUUUCUUUUAGAAAACAAAGAGCUUUAAACGAAAUUGUAAUGGAAACUGACUUGAGUAAAGUUGUACAAAAAUUUGUAAUUUUUUUUUUUUUUUAAUUUUUCUUUACAGCAUAAAUUAUAUAUGCUAAGGGAAUUUAGUAUGAAUGCGCUUUAUAACUACUGCAUACACCUUGAGUGCACUUGAAAAAUGUUGUUGUGUCGUUACUAUUAUAAGUAUAGUGGAAUCAACACCAAAUUAAAAAAAAAAUAAAAAAAUAAAAAAAAAAACUUACCCGCCCAAAUGAAUCAAUGUAUGUACUAUUA